AUGGGGAGUGUGCACAGAAAUUUCCCAAGCAGAGUGGCCAGUUUCCUAAGCAGUGUUUGUACUUUCCACUUAGAUUCUCCUGAUAAGGAAAGCGCCAUUGAAGAUGAAGAUGAGGAAGAGGACGAGGAGGAGGAGGAAGACUUGGAAGUUAAGGAGGAAAAUGGCGUCUUGGUCCUAAAUGAUGCCAACUUUGAUAACUUUGUGGCUGACAAGGACACAGUGCUUCUGGAGUUCUAUGCACCAUGGUGUGGACAUUGCAAGCAAUUUGCUCCAGAAUAUGAGAAAAUCGCCAGCACAUUAAAGGAUAAUGAACCCUCAAUUCCUGUGGCUAAGAUAGAUGCCACCUCAGCGUCCAUGCUGGCCAGCAGGUUUGACGUGAGCGGCUACCCCACCAUCAAGAUCCUGAAGAAGGGCCAGGCCGUUGACUAUGAGGGCUCCAGGACGCAGGAAGAAAUUGUUGCCAAGGUCAAAGAAGUCUCCCAGCCCAACUGGAUGCCUCCACCUGAAGUCACGCUGGUGUUGACCAAAGAGAACUUUGAUGAAGUUGUGAACGAUGCCGACAUCAUCCUGGUGGAGUUUUAUGCCCCGUGGUGUGGACAUUGCAAGAAGCUGGCACCUGAGUACGAGAAGGCGGCCAAGGAGCUGAGCAAGCGCUCUCCCCCAAUCCCCCUGGCCAAGGUCGAUGCCACUGCAGAGACAGACCUGGCCAAGCAGUUUGAUGUCUCUGGCUACCCCACCUUGAAAAUCUUCCGAAAGGGAAGGCCUUUCGACUACAAUGGCCCACGGGAGAAAUAUGGCAUCGUGGACUACAUGAUUGAGCAGUCGGGGCCUCCCUCCAAGGAGAUUCAGAGCUUGAAGCAGGUACAGGAGUUCCUGAAGGAUGGGGAUGACGUUGUCAUUAUUGGGGUCUUCCAGGGGGUCAGUGACCCUGCCUACCAGCAGUAUCAGGACGCAGCUAAUAACCUGAGAGAAGAUUACAAAUUUCACCACACUUUCAGCAGUGAAAUUGCUAAGUUCCUGAAGGUGUCUCCAGGGAAGCUGGUUGUCAUGCAGCCUGAGAAGUUCCAGUCCAAGUACGAGCCCCAGAGCCAUGUGCUGAGCGUUCAGGGUUCCACUGAGGCAUCGGCCAUCAAGGACCAUGUGAUAAAGCACGCCUUGCCCCUGGUUGGCCAUCGCAAAACCUCCAAUGAUGCCAAGCGCUAUGCCAAGCGGCCCCUGGUGGUCGUCUACUACACUGUGGACUUCAGCUUUGACUAUCGUGCUGCCACUCAGUUCUGGCGAAGCAAGGUCCUGGAGGUGGCAAAGGACUUCCCUGAGUACACCUUUGCUAUCGCUGAUGAGGAGGAUUAUACCACGGAGGUGAAGGACCUGGGGCUCAGCGAGAGCGGCGAGGACAUCAAUGUGGCCAUACUGGAUGAGGGAGGGCGGAAAUUUGCCAUGGAGCCCGAGGAGUUCGAUGCCGACGUCCUCCGGGACUUCGUCAAAGCUUUCAAAAAGGGAAAACUGAAGCCAGUUAUCAAAUCCCAGCCGGUGCCUAAGAACAACAAGGGGCCGGUCAAAGUGGUGGUGGGCAAGACCUUUGAUGCAGUCGUCAUGGACCCCAAGAAGGACGUCCUCAUCGAGUUCUAUGCGCCCUGGUGUGGGCACUGCAAGCAGCUUGAGCCCAUCUACACCAGCCUGGCCAAGAAGUACAAAGGCCAGAAGAACCUGGUCAUUGCCAAGAUGGACGCCACCACCAACGAUGUCCCCAGUGAGCGCUACAAGGUGGAGGGCUUCCCCACCAUCUACUUCGCCCCCAGCGGGGACAAAAAGAACCCAAUUAAAUUCGAGGGUGGGGAAAGAGACCUGGAGCACCUGAGCAAGUUCUUAGAUGAACAUAGCACAAAGUGGAGCCGGACCAAGGAGGAGCUUUGAGGCCACGCACUCUGCAGGACCAAAGGGCCAUGCACAGUGGUUCCGGGGCCGGUGCCGGGGCCGGCCAUUGACUCAUUGUCGGUGGCUCGGCUUUUUUUUGUUUGUUAAUUUUUUAUACUUUCAUUGUCACCUCAAUGCUCUGAAUACUGAAUAGCCAUGAAUGACUAGUGUAGGCCAGAUUUUUAUGGAGGAUACAUCUAUUUUUAUCAUUUGGGGUCUUUUUUUUUUUUUUACUUCUACUUUCUUUAAUAUUUCCUCAGAGCACCUAAGUUGAAUCUCUUCCAUGUGAGAAGUUUUUUAAUUUAAAGUUAAAAAAAAAAACUUUGCCAAGUCUCAUUGAGUUUGACUUUUGUUUUGCUAUUGUCCUAGGAACUAUUAGGGAGAUGUGACUUGGGAUUUUAGUUUGUAGUUCUUUCCCCUUGUGGGUGGCAGAGAGCUGUCCCCACCUUCCUGGGAUGACCUUUCACCUCCACCUCACUGUGCCACCACAGUCACAUCUCAGGACUUGGUGGCCCCAGUUUCCCAAACAAAUCCCACUGCCAGUGUAGAAAUGACCUUGGACACAGACAUGGAUACUUGCAAGUGGUAGAGAAGAUUGGGUAGGCUGUCAUAAUGCAAUAAAGUUUUGUGGGGUUUUUUUUGUUU
Molecule: messenger RNA, 2559 nt
Organism: Fukomys damarensis (Damara mole-rat)
Lineage: Eukaryota; Metazoa; Chordata; Mammalia; Rodentia; Bathyergidae
Gene: Pdia4
Product: protein disulfide isomerase family A member 4
Exons: 10
Coding region: 1-1914 (637 amino acids)
Biological process (GO): response to endoplasmic reticulum stress; protein folding
Cellular component (GO): cell surface; endoplasmic reticulum; endoplasmic reticulum lumen
Molecular function (GO): protein disulfide isomerase activity
Source: RefSeq, a predicted model, not a curated record